UGCUUCUUUAUUGACAAUUGACUGAGGGAGAAAAUCAUAAAUCUAAAUCCAGCAUUUAUGCAAAGUUUAUUGAAUUAUUUUUAUGAAAUAUUAUACUUAUUUUCUCUAAGAACAUGUAGAUUUUAUGCUUGCCCUCUAUCAAAGAAUUCACCGUAAAAUUUGGCGGUUGUUAAAUUCAUAAAUUCUGUUCGAUGUGGAAAAGAGUACGUGGCUCUUUACAAAACACUCUUGACGGCCUACGGGCCUAGUGCCCGAUUGAUAAUAAAAAGACCAACAAUAAAAAAGGACCAUAAUUUCGUCGUAGAUUGUGCAAGUGUCCUUACAUCAUGAGUUCUUCAUCAUCAUCCUCCUCGUCAUCUUCUUCUUCAUCAUCAUCAUCAUCAAGUGAAGGUCCAGUGAUGAAUCAUGAUCCGUGUGAAGUCCUAAUCAAUGAUAAACAUGGUAUGAACCACAGAAGGAAGCGCAAAUCAGUUGUCAUGCAGCCUAGUUCAGGGCAACAAAGUUGGCUACUUUCAGAAGUCAAACGUCUACAAAAAGAAGUAAAAAAAUUGAAGAAAGAAAAUGCUACAUUAAUGCAUCUCAAUUGGAAACUUCAAGAAACAUUCCCUAAAAUGAUUGAUUUGCUGAGUGGACAAGCACAACAUGCCCCCUCAGUAAAUACAAGUUCCAUUGUUGCUGCUCCUCGAUCCAGGGAAUCGGGAAUCGGGAAUGAAGAACCCGUUUCAGAAAGAGAAACACUCUCAGAAUUUUGUCCACCAACGAGGAAAUUAGCCAAACGAACAACAAAAGAACAAAAGAUAAAUAAUACCAAUGGUUCUUCAAUGGCAUUGGUCCAAUUUUUAUCUGAGGAGCAACUGAAUAAAGCUUGUUUGCAUACAUCAAAUUACAAGAAGAUUAUUGGUAACCUCAUGGAGUGUCUAUUUACGGAAGAAGAAAUGCUCAGUUGCAGCGUAACCGGAAUAAAUACUUCAAAGCAGCCACUUGAUGCAUGUAAAACAUCGGCAUUGAUUGAUUUCAUUACAGCCAAUUUCCCACAUGUUACUGUACCUCAAGUAAAACAGCGAAUGGGAAAUAAGCUGCGGGAUAAGAGGCAAUUACAGAUUAGAACAGCAAGUCUCAAUCCAUCACAUUGGAUGAUGCAACAAAGUUAAUCUUGCUAGUUUCACCAUUAUUAUUGUAUUGUUACAAUUAAAAAUUCGUUUAUCGUUGUUGUAAGUAUUUUCAUGCAUUUCGAAACUUAAUAUGCAACUGUUAACAAUUCGCGGCAAUGCACAAAAUCAUACUUCAGAAAAGACUUUUUAAGUCUUAAUUUCUGGUAUACAUGUAAACUUUGAUUGUGGAUAAAUUAACACAGAAACUUAAGAAAACAACA
Messenger RNA from Daphnia pulicaria, 1372 nucleotides. RefSeq lists its product as uncharacterized. The record is from RefSeq and is a predicted model, not a curated record. Gene Ontology annotation, molecular function: DNA binding. The transcript is spliced from 6 exons. Bases 327 to 1151 code for a protein of 274 amino acids. Lineage: Eukaryota; Metazoa; Arthropoda; Branchiopoda; Diplostraca; Daphniidae.